UGCUAAGAUCCUGGCCUCCACUAUCGCGAGAAUUGCCUCCCGGAAGUUCCACGUCAGUCAGUCGGCUGGUCAGCGGGUCGGUGAGUCUCUCAGGGACUGCGUCGCUUGUGGCAAGUGAGGGCUCACGGACUCGGACCAACGGAGCGAUGCCUCUGCGACUUGAUAUAAAGAGAAAGCUAACUGCUCGAUCUGAUCGAGUUAAGAGCGUGGAUUUGCAUCCUACAGAGCCAUGGAUGUUGGCAAGUCUUUACAAUGGCAGUGUGUGCGUUUGGAAUCAUGAAACACAGACAUUGGUGAAAACAUUUGAAGUGUGUGAUCUUCCUGUUCGGGCUGCAAAGUUUGUUGCAAGAAAGAAUUGGGUUGUGACAGGAGCGGAUGACAUGCAGAUAAGAGUGUUCAAUUAUAAUACUCUGGAGAGAGUUCAUAUGUUUGAAGCACACUCAGACUACAUUCGCUGUAUUGCUGUUCAUCCAACACAGCCUUUCAUUCUGACUAGCAGUGAUGACAUGCUUAUUAAGCUCUGGGACUGGGAUAAAAAAUGGUCCUGCUCACAAGUGUUUGAAGGACACACCCAUUAUGUUAUGCAGAUUGUGAUCAAUCCUAAAGAUAACAAUCAGUUUGCCAGUGCGUCUUUGGACAGGACCAUCAAGGUGUGGCAGUUGGGUUCUUCCUCACCAAACUUCACUCUGGAGGGACAUGAGAAAGGUGUGAAUUGCAUCGAUUACUACAGUGGUGGCGACAAACCAUACCUCAUUUCAGGUGCAGAUGACCGUCUUGUUAAAAUAUGGGACUAUCAGAAUAAGACAUGUGUACAGACACUGGAGGGACAUGCCCAAAAUGUGUCUUGUGCCAGUUUUCAUCCUGAGUUGCCAAUCAUCAUCACAGGGUCAGAAGAUGGAACUGUGCGUAUUUGGCAUUCAAGCACGUAUCGCCUUGAGAGCACGUUGAAUUAUGGAAUGGAGAGGGUGUGGUGUGUGGCCAGUCUGAGAGGGUCCAACAAUGUCGCUUUGGGCUAUGAUGAAGGGAGCAUUAUUGUUAAGCUUGGUCGGGAGGAACCUGCCAUGUCCAUGGAUGCCAAUGGAAAGAUAAUUUGGGCCAAGCAUUCAGAAGUACAGCAGGCCAACCUAAAAGCAAUGGGAGAUGCUGAAAUUAAAGAUGGAGAAAGACUGCCACUAGCCGUCAAGGAUAUGGGCAGUUGUGAAAUAUAUCCCCAGACUAUUCAACAUAAUCCUAAUGGGCGGUUUGUUGUGGUGUGUGGUGAUGGUGAAUAUAUCAUCUACACAGCAAUGGCAUUGAGAAACAAAAGCUUUGGGUCUGCCCAGGAGUUUGCAUGGGCCCAUGAUUCUUCAGAAUACGCAAUAAGAGAGAGCAACAGUGUUGUAAAGAUAUUUAAGAACUUUAAGGAAAAAAAAUCAUUUAAACCAGAUUUUGGAGCAGAAAGUAUCUAUGGAGGCUUCUUACUGGGAGUCAGAUCCGUAAAUGGCUUAGCUUUCUAUGACUGGGACAAUACCGAACUCAUACGCAGAAUUGAAAUUCAGCCCAAACACAUUUUCUGGUCUGACUCUGGAGAGCUUGUUUGUAUUGCCACUGAGGAGUCAUUUUUUAUCCUGAAGUAUCUGUCGGAAAAAGUCUUGGCUGCACAGGAAACACAUGAGGGAGUUACUGAAGAUGGCAUUGAAGAUGCCUUUGAGGUUCUUGGUGAGAUUCAGGAAAUUGUGAAAACAGGGCUGUGGGUAGGCGAUUGCUUCAUUUACACAAGUUCUGUGAACAGAUUAAAUUAUUAUGUUGGAGGAGAAAUAGUCACCAUUGCCCACUUGGAUAGGACAAUGUAUCUCCUGGGCUAUAUUCCUAAAGACAACAGGCUUUAUCUGGGAGAUAAAGAACUGAACAUUGUUAGCUAUUCUCUGCUGGUUUCAGUGCUGGAAUACCAGACAGCUGUUAUGAGAAGGGACUUUAGCAUGGCUGAUAAGGUUCUGCCUACCAUUCCAAAAGAACAGAGGACCAGAGUUGCACACUUUCUAGAAAAGCAGGGCUUCAAGCAGCAAGCUCUCACAGUAUCCACAGAUCCAGAGCAUCGCUUUGAACUUGCUCUUCAGCUCGGAGAACUGAACAUUGCAUACCAGUUAGCAGUAGAAGCAGAGUCAGAACAAAAGUGGAAACAACUUGCCGAACUUGCCAUCAGUAAAUGUCAGUUUGGCCUUGCCCAGGAGUGCCUGCACCACGCACAGGAUUACGGGGGUCUGCUGCUCUUGGCCACUGCCUCUGGAAAUGCUAGUAUGGUGAACAAACUAGCAGAGGGUGCAGAGAGAGAUGGCAAGAAUAACGUGGCAUUCAUGAGCUACUUUUUACAGGGCAAGCUUGAUGCUUGCCUGGAACUCUUGAUUAGAACUGGCCGACUGCCAGAAGCUGCCUUCCUGGCCCGGACUUACUUACCCAGUCAGGUUUCAAGGGUGGUGAAACUCUGGAGAGAAAAUCUCUCAAAAGUCAAUCAGAAAGCUGCAGAAUCCCUUGCCGAUCCAACAGAGUAUGAAAACCUUUUUCCUGGAUUAAAAGAAGCCUUUGUUGUGGAAGAAUGGGUGAAAGAAACACAUGCUGAUCUGUGGCCAGCCAAGCAAUACCCACUUGUCACGCCAAAUGAAGAAAGAAAUGUUAUGGAAGAGGCAAAAGGCUUUCAGCCCUCAAGAUCUGCAGCUCACCAGGAACUUGAUGGGAAACCACCUUCUCCUACUCCAGUUAUUGUGGCCUCUCACACAGCCAACAAAGAAGAAAAGAAUUUACUUGAACUGGAAGUAGACCUGGAUAAUUUGGAAUUAGAAGAUAUUGACACAACAGACAUCAACCUAGAUGAAGACAUUUUGGAUGAUUGAGUGUAAUGUUUCUUGAGAACCCAACUCAUAGAUCAUUAUUAUGGACAGACUGAUCAUGCCAACUAAGGACUACAAUAAGGGCAUUCCUGUGUUCAAAAGACUUUCAAAGUCCUGCUGAAUGAAGUCCAGAUUCUUGAGCCUAGCAUCUGAGGUCACCCAUGACACACCUCUAUUUACUUUUCCAGUUUAACCUUGAACACCUCCCAUACAUAAUACACUGCAUAUAUAAGCAAUAGUCAGAUGACUGACCAUUUGCAAGCACACUGUUUCCUGCUUGUUGUUCACACUGUUCCCUCUCGCUGCCUGGAACACCUCUUCUCAUCCAACUUCACGAUGUUCCCUGCCCUUCUAGAACCCUGUCCAAGAUCCCUAUGAAACCUUUCCUGAAAGGACUCUGUAAUCUUCUCUUAGCACCUAACAUCUUAAACCUAAGGUGAUAAUUAUCUGCAUACUUAUCUGGCACCCUUUCCCACAAUCACUUCUGGACUGCAAGCUUUGACACAGCAUACCGUACCAUAGUUUAUGUCGUCAAUAUACUAUCUGCAAUACUGUAUGAAGAAAGCACUACAUGAUUGCUUACUAAACUAAAUUGUAAGACACAUACAUUACAUCUUGGCAAAUUUUAGUAAAUGACUCUGUUCCUAUAUGAUAAAAGAGAAGCAGCUCUGUAAUCAAGUUUGGGUCCCUAACGCUACCACUUACUAGCUGCAACUUACAGCAAGCUAUAUAGAAUGCUCCAAUCUUAAAUUCUCCCAUCCUUAACUCAAGGGCUGCUGUGAGGAUAAAACAUCUGAUGAACAUCAGGUGCUUAAUAGAUGUUCAGGUAUUUCUCUUCUCUUCCCCUUAUAAAAAUCUUACUCAUAACCAUAUUUAAGUUCAUACUUAGAAACUAUAAAAUAUACUCACCUUAAUAUAUUCAGUGGAAUCUGGCUCAAACUGGGCAAUGCAGAGAUUGAGGACAUCAACAUGCCGGUCCUGGCUGAACAUGGUCUAAAACCACACAGCACAGAUGGAAUUAGAUGAGAAAAACAUCAAAGUUCAACACCUGUCCUGCUGUCGUGACAGAUGUGCUCAUCCACUUCUGUGCCCAAUAAGUGAAAUAACACAGAAAUAACACAGGCUUCAGAACUGUCACACCUAGAUUCAAACCCCAACUAAGCCAAUUGCAAGAUAUAGAGAACAGUAGACGAGUCAUCAUCAGAAACAGGUAUCUGUGUUUAUCAAAGCAGAAGCCCUGCAGCACCAGAGCCAACCUAACUCCACAAAGAAACCAUCACCACUGACUCCAGGAAACCAAAGUUGCCUUACCUUAAGAUUUUCUUCCUUGAAAAUUACUGGUGUUAAAACUCUACGGCCUUCUUUUGGGAAAUAAACUUGUAUCAUCCUGUCCCGUUCUUCCCAAGAGGCUUUGCGUAGCCUCCCACUUGGUUCUCUGACAACAAUAAAACGCUCCUGAAAUAGAAAACAAAA
Mustela lutreola (European mink) is the source of this 4337-nucleotide messenger RNA. RefSeq names its product COPI coat complex subunit beta 2 (gene COPB2). The record is from RefSeq and is a predicted model, not a curated record. Gene Ontology annotation, biological process: endoplasmic reticulum to Golgi vesicle-mediated transport; intra-Golgi vesicle-mediated transport; retrograde vesicle-mediated transport, Golgi to endoplasmic reticulum. Gene Ontology annotation, molecular function: protein binding; structural molecule activity. NCBI's taxonomy places the organism in Eukaryota, Metazoa, Chordata, Mammalia, Carnivora, Mustelidae. Gene Ontology annotation, cellular component: COPI vesicle coat. Bases 147 to 2867 code for a protein of 906 amino acids. The transcript has 23 exons.